Messenger RNA from Fusarium coffeatum, 1554 nucleotides. RefSeq lists its product as uncharacterized. Gene Ontology annotation, biological process: amino acid transmembrane transport. The coding region runs from base 1 to 1554 and encodes 517 amino acids. Gene Ontology annotation, cellular component: vacuolar membrane. The transcript has 2 exons. The record is from RefSeq and is a predicted model, not a curated record. NCBI's taxonomy places the organism in Eukaryota, Fungi, Ascomycota, Sordariomycetes, Hypocreales, Nectriaceae. Gene Ontology annotation, molecular function: amino acid transmembrane transporter activity.
AUGGCCGAAAAAGGAUCCCUUGGUUCUGGAAGCGGAAGUCGAAGUCCUGACCCUGAGCGUCGCCAAUCUGAAGUUCAAACACCCUCGUCGCGAUGGGCAUCUCUAUUUGGUGGGGCAGGCGUCACUGUCGGUCCUCGUAUUGCUGAUCUCCCCGAAUUUGUGAGACGUGAUUUUUCCGACUCAGAAGAAUCCAGCUCUGCCAUUCUCGAUAAGCAAUUGGCUGCAGAGCAAGGAGAGGCAAUCCAAUACCGCACUUGCUCAUGGCAAAAGACCGCUGGGUUGCUCUUUAGCGAGUACAUUUGCCUUGCUAUCAUGAGUUUCCCUUGGUCGUAUAGUGUCCUCGGCUUGGUGCCCGGUAUCAUCCUCACGAUCGUCAUUGCUCUCAUUGUUCUGUACACCAGUCUCGUCCUCUGGGAAUUUUGCCUCCGCCACCCAGAGAUGCGCGAUGUCUGCGAUAUUGGCCAAAUGCUGUUUUGGGGUAAGAAGUGGGCUUGGUGGGCAACUGCUGUUUGCUUCAUCCUCAACAACACAUUUAUCCAGGGUCUCCAUGUCUUGAUCGGAGCCAAGUACCUCAACACCAUGACCGAAUCGGACGACAUUGGUGGCUGCCGAACCGUCAUGUUUUCAGCUAUUGUUGCCAUCAUCAGCUGGGUUUGCUCACUUCCUAGGACUUUCGAUAUGUUGGCCAAGCUUGGAACAGCCUCGGCCUUCUUCACCUUCAUUUCCGUGUUGCUUGCUGCCAUCUUUGCUGGUAUUCAAGACCACCCAUUCGGAUACGACCCGGCAAAGCUAGGCGAGCCUCUCGUGACCGCCAUCCCAGUCAAAGGAACGACCUUUGUCAACGGAAUGUCCGCCUUUCUCAACAUCAGCUAUACCUUCAUCGGCCAGAUCACCCUGCCAAGUUUCAUUGCUGAGAUGCGAGAUCCUCGUGACUUCCCCAAGGCUCUUUGGGCGUGCACAAUUGCCGAAAUCAUCGUUUUCAGUCUUGUUGGAGCCAUCGUAUACGACUAUACUGGCAACCAGUAUGUGACAGCACCGGCCUUUGGCUCGCUGGAAGAUCUGUACAAGAAGGUCUCGUUCUCGUUUAUGAUCCCGACCAUCAUCUUCCUCGGUUGUCUGUACGCUUCCGUUUCGGCUCGUUUCGUGUUCUUCCGCCUUUUCCGCAACUCGAAGCAUCUGAACAGCCACACUGUUGUUGGCUGGGGAUCUUGGAGCGGUAUUCUGCUCGUGACCUGGGUUUUUGCUUUCAUCAUUGCCAUGGUUAUCCCAUUCUUCAACUCCCUUCUUUCCGUGAUGUCAUCUCUGUUCGAUAGUUGGUUCGGCUUCAUCUUCUGGGGUGUUGCCUAUUUCAGAAUGCGUAAAGCUGAUCAGGCAGUUGGCCGACAUCACAACAAGAUUGCCGAUCUUGCUGGUAACAUCUUGAACUGGAUCUUGAUCGCGAUUGGUAUUGUGUUCCUGACAGUUGGCACGUAUGCCAGUGUGCAGGGCAUUAUCGAUCAGUAUGCGGCCGGCACAGUAUCUGGCGUCUUUUCUUGCCCAUCAAACGGUCUUUAA